UUCACUUUCAUAUAGGUUAUGUCAUGAUAUCAAACAAACUCAUUAAGGUGAUUAGAUACUGUUUUUGGUUUUUGUAAAUAAAUUUAAAGCCUGUAUACCUAAUUAUUUACUAAUAUUUGAAGUAUAUGUUUUAACAGAUGUGCAAUAAUUUUUUACCUAUUUACACAUCUUUUCAAUGAAAAGAAAAAGUUAGAAUACCUACCAUGUUUGAUCAAAAUUGAAAUACCUACCAUUAAUAAUUUAUUUAUUUUUUAUAGUGGCAUCCAAGCAUGUUAUAUCAUUUUCUGUGAUAGCAGAAUUUUUCAAAAAUUAUUCAUCACAGCUGCAAAGAGGUGAAAAUUCUUACGAAAGUGGGAAUGUUGUAAGAAUGAGUUUUGAUAGUGACAUUGUACCAGCUUUAUUGAAAGGCGAAGUUAAAGCAAGUAUGAGAAACAAAAACUAUACAGUGGAGAUCUCAAUUAAUUUUGAUGAUGGCAUAGUAGACAGUAAAUGCUCUUGUCCAAGAGGUCUAGCUGCAUGUCCCCAUAAGGCAGCCCUUUGCAUAUAUGCUCAUCAUAACAUCAGUGUAACUGAUAAGGCAUGUGUGUGGAACAAACCAAACAUACAAGAUGAAGUUGAUGUCAUUACGAAGAUAAAAGACAUCUACCAGCCUAAAAGAACAAAUUACACAGCUGUUCAAAGACUAGCAAAUGAGAACGAACUUGAUCUAUUCAAGAAAGAAUUGGGAUAUUCAAAUCCUACUGGAUUUUCUUGGUGGCUAAUGUCUACUCCUUCAGAAAAGAUUCUCCUCAAUCAAAGCAUUGAAGAUGUUAUCUUUUCCGAAGAAUAUGCAAAUGCCUCGAAUAAAGAAUUUUUUUUCGAGAAAUGUGGUGUAACCAAGGCCAUAGUACUGUUGGUGCACCAACCAACAAUAGGACAGGAGAACAGUGAAAACUGGUUGAUUGCACGUAAGCACAGGAUAACAAGCAGUAAAUUUGGUGUUGUUUUGUUUGCUUGUAAAAGAAAUAAAUAUCCAAAAUCAUUGUUUAAAAGUUUACUGGAGGGAUAUGAUUUAAGUAUCACAUAUUUCCAGUCAUGCGAGAAGAUGAUGUAA
Molecule: messenger RNA, 1093 nt
Organism: Leptinotarsa decemlineata (Colorado potato beetle)
Lineage: Eukaryota; Metazoa; Arthropoda; Insecta; Coleoptera; Chrysomelidae
Molecular function (GO): zinc ion binding
Source: RefSeq, a predicted model, not a curated record